CUCUGUCUAGUAUUAUCCUGCAGACUUUCGAGUCAGGCUCACUUACUCUGCGAUUCCUUCAUCAAUAGUACAAUCCGCAGAUAUUAAUAGAGCAAAGCUCUCCCUGAUAAGCUCUAUCCGUGCUUGAUCAGCGCUCAAUGGCGUCCAUCAGCAAGACCCACUCCGUCUCCUUUUCACUUUCUCCGAAAAUUCCCAUCCGAGUUCUCUCUGACAAAGUUAAAAGAGCCAAGUCUUCCUUUCUACACACCACAACCCAAUCCUAAAUCAUACCGAGCAUCUGCCGGUCAACGGGUCAUGAUGGAACCCGACAGCUAUGUUGACCCGAAUCUGACUCGGUCGGACCUCCUGGUUCUGCAGACUCUGCUCUCGGACAUUCAGGCACAAUCAUCCGGCUCGAAACCCGUCCUUCAAGAUGUCCCAUCCCAAACCAACUCGCAGUACAAAUCUGUCCCCGAGCAAUUGGAAGCCUUCAACAAUCCUCAGCAUAUCGACUUUGAGCCUACUGUCACUGUGACCUGGGACACCGCUGAUCUCAAGGCCAAAUUGCCGUCUGCUGUUAACCAAUGGCUCCUCCAGCCGUACAUCCAGCUGGGACGAAGAGUUGUCCGGGUGGAAACUGACGUUGUGAUGCUCACGCAUCUCAUCCUGUACUUUACCACGUCCGUCCCCAGUGCACUCUACCUGUACUAUCACUUCACUUGGGUCCACGGCGUCCUUCACUGGAUCCUGCAGUCGUACUACGUGGGAACCUACACGCUCAUGAUGCACCAGCACAUCCACAUGGGCGGGAUCCUAGCCAAGCGAUUCUGGCUCUUUGACUCGCUCUUUCCCUACAUCACCAAUCCUCUCAUGGGACAUACGUGGAACUCAUACUACUACCAUCACGUCAAGCAUCAUCAUGUCGAAGGGAAUGGGCCUGGUGAUUUAUCCUCGACAGUCAGGUACCAACGAGACGAGCUGUACGAUUUUCUGUGCUAUGUCGGCCGAUUCCUUUUCCUCGUGUGGUUUGAGCUUCCGAGCUACUUCUUCCGUAAGGGCCAGUUCCUCCAAGGUCUCAAGGCUGGUUCCUGGGAGAUCGGAAACUACCUCUUCAUCUACGGAAUGUAUCGCUUGGUGAAUGCUCACGCAACGCUCUUUGUCUUCAUCCUUCCCUUGUUUCUCCUCCGAUUGGGCUUGAUGAUUGGCAACUGGGGGCAGCACGCCUUUGUUGACGAGACGGACCCCAACUCGGAUUUCAGAUCGAGUAUCACCCUGAUUGAUGUUCCGAGCAACCGCUUCUGCUUCAACGACGGCUACCAUACCUCUCACCAUCUCAAUCCCCGCCGUCACUGGCGCGAGCACCCCGCGGCGUUUCUCAAGCAAAAAGACCGCUACGCGAGUGAGCAUGCGCUGGUCUUCCGCAAUAUCGACUAUCUCAUGAUUACUUACCGGCUCAUCCGCAAGGACUAUACGCAUCUGGCCAAGUGUCUGGUCCCCAUGGGCGAUCAGAUUUCCAUGUCGAUCGAGGAGAGAGCGGCGAUGCUGCAGAGUAAGACGAGGAAGUUUACCGAGGCGGAAAUUGCGAGGAAAUUUGCGGUGAGUCGGUAGACUUGACAGCGGUCGGUCGCUACCAACGGCACCAGCUCAAGUCUGUAUACGAUGGUUCCUCGACACAAAAUCGUGUAUAUAUUUUAAUACUCGAUUCUUAGCCUAUAUUUUAGCUUAGAUAGACUUAGCACGAAAAUUCAAGGAACUGUACAUGUU
This is a messenger RNA of Aspergillus novofumigatus IBT 16806, 1743 nucleotides long. RefSeq names its product fatty acid desaturase. NCBI's taxonomy places the organism in Eukaryota, Fungi, Ascomycota, Eurotiomycetes, Eurotiales, Aspergillaceae. Gene Ontology annotation, biological process: lipid metabolic process. The transcript is spliced from 3 exons. The coding region runs from base 295 to 1587 and encodes 430 amino acids. The record is from RefSeq and is a predicted model, not a curated record.